UGUCUUUUUUUUUUUUUCCUUCCCCCCCACUCCGUUAAAAGCCGAGCUGCCCAACCUCUCAUUCCCAACCCUGCCGGGACUUGGCUGUCGCGAUGUACAACACGGUGUGGGAUAUGGACCGCGAUGACACGGACUGGAGGGAAGUGAUGAUGCCCUAUUCCACUGAGCUGAUAUUUUACAUUGAGAUGGACCCUCCAGCUCUUCCUCCAAAGCCCCCCAAACCAAUGACUCCAGUCAAUACGAAUGGAAUAAAGGACAAUUCCAGCUUCUCUCUGCAGGAAGCAGAAUGGUACUGGGGGGACAUCUCAAGGGAAGAAGUAAAUGACAAAUUACGAGACAUGCCAGACGGAACAUUCCUGGUGCGCGACGCAUCAACCAAGAUGCAGGGAGACUACACCCUGACCUUACGGAAGGGUGGCAACAAUAAGCUGAUAAAGAUCUAUCAUCGGGAUGGAAAGUAUGGCUUCUCCGACCCGCUGACGUUUAAUUCAGUUGUGGAACUCAUUAACCACUACCGCAACGAGUCUCUCGCUCAGUAUAACCCCAAGCUCGAUGUGAAGUUGAUGUAUCCAGUGUCCCGGUACCAGCAGGAUCAGUUGGUGAAAGAAGAUAAUAUAGAUGCAGUAGGUAAAAAACUUCAAGAAUACCAUGCUCAGUAUCAGGAAAAGAGCAAAGAGUACGACAAAUUGUAUGAAGAAUAUACCAGAACAUCACAGGAAAUCCAGAUGAAGAGGACUGCAAUCGAAGCAUUUAAUGAAACUAUUAAGAUAUUUGAGGAGCAGUGCCACUCACAAGAGCGAUACAGCAAAGAGUACAUUGAGCGAUUCCGCAGGGAGGGGAAUGACAAAGAAAUCGAACGGAUAAUGAUGAACUAUGAAAAAUUAAAAUCCCGCCUGGGUGAGAUCCAUGACAGUAAAAUGCGCCUGGAACAAGACUUGAAGAAACAAGCUCUGGACAACAGGGAGACUGAUAAGAAAAUGAACAGCAUCAAGCCUGACCUAAUUCAGCUCCGCAAAAUCAGAGAUCAGUAUCUUGUAUGGCUCAAUCACAAAGGGGUGAGACAGAAGCGAAUAAACGACUGGCUGGGGAUCAAAAAUGAAAAUAUUGAUGACACAUACUUUAUGAAUGAAGAAGAUGAAAACCUGCCACAUCAUGAUGAGAAAACUUGGUUUGUUGGAGAUCUCAACCGUAUCCAAGCAGAAGACUUGCUCUGUGGGAAACCUGAUGGAGCAUUUUUAAUUCGCGAGAGUAGCAAGAAAGGAUGUUACGCUUGUUCUGUGGUAGCUGAUGGAGAGGUGAAACACUGUGUGAUCUACAGCACUCCGAGAGGUUACGGGUUUGCAGAACCGUACAACCUGUACAGCACACUUAAGGAUUUGGUUCUUCAUUACCAGCAGACAUCCCUUGUCCAACACAAUGAUUCCCUAAAUGUCAGGCUUGCCUAUCCUGUCUACGCACAGAUGCCCCCCUCUCUCUGCAGCAGCUUCACUGCGAUUCAGCCGGACUUCCAAAAGAGGGCUUGUCUUGAGGUAGCAUGGAAUUUGGUGAGAGAAGACCAAAGGAAUUACGGGAAAGCUUCAGGUUUUUUGUUUAAAUGGAAAAAUGCUUGUAAAAGGAAAGUUGCUUUAUUUUUUUUGCCAACAGUAACAAAGUUUUGGUUUCAAUGGCACUACAGGUCUUCGCUUAAAGGAAACAUAACCAAAUUGAACAUGCCAAAACUUUGUUCGUUGCUAGAUUGAACACUUACAGGGGAGGUUGCAUUAGCAUCCACACAUACUUUCUGCACCAAAACUUGAAACAAAUAAAAGGAAAAGCUAAACAUUGUGUGGCUUCAACACACUAAAUUUGUCUGAUCUGAUGUAAUUGCUCACUCUCCUCUUUCUUCACUCCCCCCUUCCUCCCAUUCCUCGGCUUGGGAUUCUGUUUUCAGUUUUUAAUGAUACUGUGCUUCAGAAUGUAAACCAGAAGGAAGCUUGCACUCACCUGCUGCAGGUCUCUUGCUGAACAAUGACAGACUCUUGUAAAGCUUGAUCUUGGUACAGAAGAGGUCAGUGUAAUCAAAUGCUUCUGGAUGGCUUAUUGUACCAAAUUUUUUGGUGAGGUGUAGUCACUCCCAGUUGUAGAGAGGUGAGCAUGGUAAUCAUAGAUCUGCUCCAAUUUGUUCUUUGCAAGAGGGGUUCUAAACUCUCACACCACUGCAGCCAAGCAAGACUUUACGCUGGUAUAAUCUAAAUUCCCUUGUAGUUAUUUUGGACAUGAUGCAAAACACAGGAAGGGAAGAAAGCCAUACUCCUUGAUUAUUGGUACCAUCCUUUGGCAAGGGCUGCUGUCAGAUACUGGAGUGGGUAGUCCUGGGCUUCAUCAACUACAGCAAUCAUCAAAUAAAUCCCCUCCCUGGAAAGUGUACAAAGCAGCUUAUUUCCAUUCCUUAAGCUUCUAAAAUGAAAAAGAGCUAAGUUUGGCAAACUGAACCACUUGGCAUCAAAGCACAACUGGCAAAGUAAUUGUUCAGUGUGCAACCUUGAAAGUUACUUUUGUUCCCAUUACUGGAAGCGUUUCCCUUGCAAUGCACCCAUUGUGCAGGACAGGAAGCAGACAGUCAUGCAGGUCUGAGAAUGCUGGAGACCCGUUUCUGACCCUGGGGCUGAUUUCCUGUUCAAAUGACUUUUUUCUGUAAUGCCUGGGCAGUAGUGCCAGGCUUGUUGAUGUAUAAUGUUUACACUAGAAGUAUUAUUUUACUGAAUGUCUUGAAUUUGCAAGUAGGGAAGUGACAAGGCUGGAGCACUGACAGCCAUUGCAGGAAGGGUAGUCUGGUUGCCUGGCAUGCCAGGAGAUGUUUUAUUUUGCACUAAUGACCCUGAUGCAUCCCAGGCACUUUCUAAUCGGCCAGAGUGCAAUCUUCAGGCAAAGAAUUCUGUAGAUGCCACUUUUCUCAUUAAAUGAAACACUUCAAAACUUAACCAAGACUGUGUGAGAGAAAAAUAAAAUCCAGAUAAGUUGCUAUGUCAAAAGUGAAACACAUCUGCUAGUGUGUCCCUUCUCUCCUACUUCCCCAGGAAAAGGAAAAAUGAGACAUAGCCUUUGCUGUUAGUGGAAACCUUGAAUGGAUUCCUCAGUGGUAUGUGGACAUGGAAUUCUUUUCUUUAUAAAGAAACUUGCCCUACAUUUUGGAUAAUUUGCAGUUCUAAUCUGGUAGCUGUAAAGCUGUCAUUCUCACACUUCUUGAGCAUCUAGCAUUCCCUUGAUGCUGGGCUGAGACCAAAUGCCCAAUGAGGGAAAUCAGUUCAAAGGCACAAAUGAUAGCCAGGUGCCUCAUGCCUGUGGAGAAAUCUGUGUGGGAGGAGUGUCUGAUUGUUUUCACUGCCCUUGGGAUCUCUCUGGACUCUCCUCUUACUGACAGCGUUAACAUUCAAGGCUGAUGGGCCCCAUAUUUCUGAUCCCUGAUUUUGUGACAGAGAUAACCUGGCUGAAGUGUUUCACCUCUGCCCUGUUUUCAGGUAGGGUUCAGUUUUGUUUUAAACAAGCGCAGAUCAACUUCCAGGCUCAUAAAUCCUGGCACACCCUCGCAGUACUGACAGCAGCGGGGUAGCAGAGCGGGGCUGUCUGAAGUUUCCCUGUAGUGGAAUCUGACUGAUCCUGUGAGGUCUUGGUCCGGGCUCCAGCCCUGGCUCUGCCAAGGUAAAUACAAUGUAAUUCCAUUAACGUCUGUGAAGGUAGCUUGGCUUUAUCGUGGUGUGAGUGAGUUGAGAUUCUUGGCCCUUUGCUCUCCGAGAUCUUUUCGCUGAUCACAGGUGAUGUGCGAAUGAUGGACUCGGAGCCAAUAAGCCAUCUUGAAGCGUUCUUUGAAGUUCUGUUUUGCCCAGACCUUCAGAUCAGGGCCAUGGACAGACUAAGACCAUGGUCCUUGCGUUUGGCUCCAUUAUCCUGAGCAGUCUCCCUGAGGCUGUUUUGCCAUUGUAUCUCUGUGUUUGGUUUAGGCACCUGAAGUCCUGCAGCUGCUGCAGUCGUUCCCCUUUUUGCAUCCAUUUUGGACUCACAGAGCAAAUGAAAAUGGGUACAAAACCAACUGACACAUGUAGCUGGUGUGAUCCAUGAGGCAAGGGCUUGGUCCUGCACCUCUCAUUGUGCUUGACCUGAUUUUGUUUGCUCAGUGUCAUUAGACCUGUGAGAAAACCCACAGCUUCCAGGAGCUGUUCUACACUUGCAUGGCUGAGAAAUCAGCAAUGGGCCUGAGAGGUGCAGGAUUACACCCCAGGAUGAAAAGCAGCUGUUAAACCUAAAACAAAUACAGGAAAUACGAACAUAAAGGCAAAACAAAGGAACUCAAGUUCUUUUAAAACAGUAAGAUGUGAGAAGGUUUUAAUUUUAAGAGUCAGAACGUCAGGAGGAAAGGGGGGAAAUAGUCUCACUGUUGUAGCAGCCGUCUGGUGCCAGACUGCAGUUAGAGGAGCAUUGAUCUCAUUGACCCAUAUUGUAUUAAAUAUAUAUGUAGAGUUAAAUAAAUAACUUUUGCACAGUGUUAAAUGGGGGGAGGAGGGGGGAGGGGGACGUUGAAACUCGAAUAUGCACAGUUACUUCUAAUCUGUUUUGAAGUAUAUUUGCAGGGAUUAGGGGUGAUUCGGUGUUUUAUAUUGGUAUGGAUGGAAAUCAGGUCUGCUUCCACAGUUGCCAUUGGCCCCAUUGUGUCAGCCACGAGUGCCAUAUUUUUUGAAGUUAGUAAAUUAUAAAUCUUUUCCCACUAGUUUCUUUAUGGAUUACAUGUUAUGUGAGCAUGGGAAGAACGAACCUAGAAACAGAGGGAUGUCCCAACAGAUGCUUCACUAGUAUGUGGAGCAGUAAUAUGUGAUUGUUCACUUUCUGAUUCUGGAGUGCUCUAGUUUUGUGGCUUGUGUUUUGGUUUUUAUUUAAUUCUUUUCAGCAGUGCAUUUGAGUCACUGCUUUGCACCGUUGGUAGUUGCAAUCUAGAGUUAUAUCCAGUACAACCCUCUGUCUUAUGCCAAAAAUAAAAUGCUCUUUCCACACUCAUCUCUCCUGAUGUGGCAGAUGGUCAAGAAGUUUUCCAUUUAAUGUGAUGGGCCUGAUUCUCUUCUCGCUGAUACCAGUGUUAGCAAGACUUCCACAACCAAAAGCCAUUUCCAGGGAAAGAUCUUAUCUUUAAUCACACCUGAAUUCUAGUCACAGCAGGGCGAAAGUCAGUUUUUCCUUCACAAAGCCAGGCAACUGUAAUGGGACUGUGGAAAUGAAUGUUGACACUUAGUGCUGUUUUAGUGAGGACAGGAGAAGGAGGAGGGUCUUGGUUGCCCCAAAUCCUGGGCUCUCUGCGGGCUUGGGUGGCACCAUGUCUGUAACUGAAUGCUGUGGCUGUUUAAAACAGCAGAAUUGCUAUAGGAGUGUCACACUUUAAGUUUGGAAAAGCCCCUUAUUUGGUACUUGAACAAUCUCGCUUCUGUUUUUGAAUGUCUGUUUAUUUUUUAUUUUUGUUACACUAACAGGGAAUAAAAAUCUGAAAUGUUAGUGAGUCUUGUAUGCUUGCUGCAUUGUGCAGACAUGAAACAGGUACUGCUUGUGGAUCAGUAGGGGUAAGAGACAGGUUCAAAAUGCAGUUUUACAAAGCGCUGUGAUGGGUUGGGGGUUGUUUUGUUCAGGUCACGUUUAAAAUCAAAUUUUCUUGUGUUUAUUUUCCUUAUGUUGAUUUGCAACCUCUGCUUUUGAAAGAGCAAAAUCAAAAUAACAUUCCCGAAGAUGCUGUGAGGGGAGGGGGGUCAGGCUCGCUCAAGUUCAGCAUUCAAAGCAAAUAGCUUUAAUGAAGAGGAAGGCUCAGCACCCUAAAGCAUCCCUCUGGUUGUAGUUUGUUGAAGCAGGAGACAGACCAUGAAGCAGGACCUCCGCCUGGAACCACAAAAAUAAGAGGAGAUGCCAGAGCAGACCCUUCCCUUUGGAAUAAUCAGCUAUACUCUCCUUAAAUGUGCAUGCCAGGAGAGAGUUAGGGAAUUAACAUAAGUCCUUAAGGAGUUGCUCCCCUUUCUGUGUUGGAAGGGAACUUGCAUUGCUGAUCCCUUUGCUUCCCUUGGCACAGUGUGUGCAGCAAGGAGAAGGGAACCAAGUCACCAGCCCAAAUAAGCGCCGGCCUGUUCGCGGAGCGGCUCGGCCGGUUAAGUACUGCGUGAGGAGCAGCUUUGGAUGGGGUUACAUGAAGUUUGUCCAACAUUUUUGUGAAUCUUGCAUUCUGUGGGCAGAAAUACUUUCCACCGAAUGGGAAGGGAAAAAAAAAAAAAGAAAAAAAAAAUCUCUCUUGAAAUCUUUUCAGUUCCUUCCUGUUUGUUCAAAGGGGCAGAUCGGGAGCUUUAGCUUGUUAACUGUUUAGAUGAUGGCAGUGCUUGAAGUGCUGGUCUUUGGGGCUGGCUCCAUACAAUUAAUGCAGAAUUUGCAUAUUUUAAAUUGCUUAUUGGCAUAGACUCACCAUAUUUCAUGAGUAGACUCACCAUUUGUCCUAAAGUUUGCCUUUAAAAAAUGUAAUACAAGCAUCAGAGGCAAUUAAAAAAAAAAAAGAGAUGGGCCCUUAUUGAUACAAAAAAAUGCUUCGUUGAUCAACCUGUAUUAGAGAAAGCAGCUUUAAUUUGAUGCCCCCCUCCACCACCUUCCCCUGGGAUCACUUCUGUGAGAUCAACAUUGGCAAAUGGGGGGGGAAGGGAAAUUCCCUCUGUAUUCAGCAACGCCGCACCCACGCACUUUCCAAGUGCUUGUAGCAAGAGGCUCGGGAUCAUUUGGAGAAAGUUAUUACAUCCAAAGACAGAAGGGGUCUCUAAGGGUGAAUAUCACCCCCCAGCACCAGUCUCGUCGCUUCAUGGGGGUUGUAGGAUGCUGGGACCAGCCACGAGCUGCCCCCGGGUCUCUGUUGGCUGCCGGGGUGGGGCUCACGUUCAGUUGGCUGGGUUGGGGUUUUGGUCUGUUUUGUUUUUGUGAGUGACUUCUACAUCCAGCAAAGAUAUGUUUGAUGAAACCUGUUAAUUUUGUAUAUCUGGCUGUUUAUUGCACCAUGGGAUUGUAAUGGUCUGCAUCAUCUGUGUGUGCGUGUGUGUGCGCGUGCGUGUGUGUAUAUGUACUGUAUGUAUAUAGAUAUAUGUAAAAUAUAUUCACGUACACAUGUAUAUGCAUUAGCUGUAAGUGGCACUGCCCCUUAAAAAUAAAACAAAAUUCACUGUUAGCACAUUCUGCCGCGUGUUCAGGCAGAAUUGGGUUGGUUUUUGUCAAAUGAAAAGGAGUUUAUUGUGUUCAUCUUGCAUAUGUGCUUCUGAAAUGCUGAACUCUGGAUUUCCUUGGGGGUUACUACUCUAUUUGUAAACCGAAUUGACUUGGGGUGUUACUUACCCUGGGACAAAGCAUUCGACUUUGUCCCAAGAAAAGGUUUAGCAAAAGAAACCCCUCUUGCUCUCCUGCAAGAUGCAGUGAUCGUUUGCACGUUCCAGUCGCCCCUCAGUGCCCCCUGUCCAGAGCUGAUGUGCAAUGGGUGGUGUUGGUGCGUGUCCCUUUGUGAGUGGACUCUUUGUACAAGGUGUGGUUCAAUGUAAAGCAUGAGUGGGUGUUUGAUCUUGUGUCGAGGGCUGAAAUAACAGCACACUCCUUUGUACAACCUUUGCAUCAAUGUUUCUGCUUUUCUUUGACUUCUAUUUUCUUUAAGGGAAACUGCAUCUGUUAAGAACCUGCUUCUCCAGAAGCUAUGGAAUUAUUUUGUUUUCCAGAUGAAUUCCAGCAUGUAACUUUGGUACUCUUGUUUGUUAUUUGUGUAAAAUCUGUUCUUCUGUCGUUUAUGGUGUAGUCGGGGAGGGGGGUGGGGGGAAGAAAAGAAAAAAAAAAAGGAAUUCAUGUAGUUUAACUUUUAAAGAAAAGAAACAAACUGCUUCAUAAGGAAACCAAGUGUAUGUUAGUGUUUUCUGACAAGUCAUCCUGUAGUUUCUAGCUCAGUAAUGCAACACUGUACUUGUCACCAGGUGUGUUACAAUUUUGCUGUACUUUCUUUUACUAGAUGGUUGGGCUUUUAAAUCCCAGACACUAAGCAUCCUGGGCCUACUUGCUCUAGAUCAAAAAAAAAAAAAAAUGCAAUAAAAAAAAUUGCAAUAAAGCACAUUGACAUGUAAUGUUUUAGAAGGAUGUACUGACAGCUGUUUCUAAUAAAUUCAGAACUGCAGCGUG
This is a messenger RNA of Manacus vitellinus (golden-collared manakin), 8190 nucleotides long. RefSeq names its product phosphatidylinositol 3-kinase regulatory subunit gamma. Gene Ontology annotation, biological process: insulin receptor signaling pathway; phosphatidylinositol phosphate biosynthetic process. Bases 93 to 1739 code for a protein of 548 amino acids. Gene Ontology annotation, molecular function: 1-phosphatidylinositol-3-kinase regulator activity. The transcript has 11 exons. The record is from RefSeq and is a predicted model, not a curated record. Lineage: Eukaryota; Metazoa; Chordata; Aves; Passeriformes; Pipridae. Gene Ontology annotation, cellular component: phosphatidylinositol 3-kinase complex.